CUGAGGAUUCUGGGAGGCUUUGUCGUCCUGGUAACGACAGAAGGAGACAUGAUCUACCUGUCAGAUAACAUCAGAGAAUACAUGGGCCUAACUCAGGUGGAGUUGAUGGGGCAUAGCAUAUAUGAUUUCACACACCCCUGUGACCAUAAGGACAUCAGAGACAACCUUGACAUCACUGGAGUUCCAGGGCGGAGCAGGUGUGGAGGACAGAGAGACUUUCUGAUGAGGAUGAAGAGUACAGUGACUCACAGAGGAAGAACUGUUAAUCUCCGAUCAGCCGUCUGGAGGGUGCUGCAGGUGUGUGUGUCCAGACCCUCUCUUUCCUGUGUGCUCUUCACCUGCCAGCCCCUCUCCCUCUCUCACACACUCCUACACACACACACCUUCACCAGCCAACACAGCAUGGACAUGAGGUUCACCUACUGUGACCAAAGGGUGACUGGGUUUUUAAGUUAUCAUCCAGAGGAGCUGCUGGGUGUCUCUGUGUAUGAGCUGUGUCACACUCUGGACUUACACACUCUGACCAAGAGCCACCAGAACCUGUGUUCUAAGGGUCAGUCAGUGAGUGGGGUGUACAGGGUGUUGGUGAGAGGGGGAGGGUACAUGUGGGCGGAGACUCACAGUGCUGUCAUCUCUAAACCCCGCCCAACACAGCCACACCCAUCAAAGCCACACCCAUCUAAGCUCUCACCACCACCCUUCGUUGCUUGUGUCACCUACAUCCUCAGUGGUGUCAAGGAGCCAACUCAGCUGCUGUCUCUGGGCCAGAUGAACUGAAGGGAGUAACAUCUAGCCCCUUCAUGGACCACUCUCAGGAUGGACUUUGAUUAGCUUUAAUUUUUCAUUCUAUAAAGAAAUUCUGAAUUUCUCCAUAAAAUCUUAGCUUUUUUUAGUAUAGCUGUAGCUACAUACUGUGAAA
Coregonus clupeaformis (lake whitefish) is the source of this 919-nucleotide messenger RNA. RefSeq names its product endothelial PAS domain-containing protein 1-like. The transcript is spliced from 7 exons. The coding region runs from base 49 to 777 and encodes 242 amino acids. Gene Ontology annotation, molecular function: DNA-binding transcription factor activity, RNA polymerase II-specific; RNA polymerase II transcription regulatory region sequence-specific DNA binding. Gene Ontology annotation, biological process: regulation of transcription by RNA polymerase II; cellular response to hypoxia. NCBI's taxonomy places the organism in Eukaryota, Metazoa, Chordata, Actinopteri, Salmoniformes, Salmonidae. The record is from RefSeq and is a predicted model, not a curated record.